This is a messenger RNA of Fomitopsis serialis, 536 nucleotides long. RefSeq lists its product as uncharacterized. NCBI's taxonomy places the organism in Eukaryota, Fungi, Basidiomycota, Agaricomycetes, Polyporales, Fomitopsidaceae. The record is from RefSeq and is a predicted model, not a curated record. Bases 104 to 430 code for a protein of 108 amino acids. The transcript is spliced from 3 exons.
CCGCACGGUUGAAGAGGAUACUAGCCUGCCCACAACUAGUCACCUCGCCGCCUCUCGACUUUUGGUGCAACGUCUCUCGAGCGGACACAUUCCCCAGGACAUCAUGGCUGUGUCGGGGUACUGUUGCGGGGUCUGGCAUCACUGCAAAGGGACGCAUUAUCGUCGAGUCCACCAGAAGUUUACGACGAUUACGUUUCUAUCGGAUGGGCAAGUAAUGGUUGUGAAGCGGAAUAAGAUGACCUCUCAAUUCAACUGUCCGCGGUGCCGGAAAUCGUUUUCGGAACCCUCCACUUUGCGGGUAAGGCAGCGCAUGAUGUCCGACGGGCUUGUUCUGACACGACGUUGUCGCGCUGUACCCCCGUUCAAUGCUCCUGGGCCUUUACAGCGUGGCACUGUUGUCUAUGCCUCAUGCCAUGUUGAGUGUUCGUAAUCCACGACGCGCUCAGUUUAACUGGUCAUUCUAGCAGAACACCUUCUGAGAGCAUGUCGUGGUAGAAAAAGGUUAUCCGGCUACCAUCAUGUCGCCCGUUCAUGCU